AUGUACACAGACAAGGUCCAGCGUGCUGAUGUAGCUCUGCUUUCCCAGUAUUAUACGAAUAUCCUAAGCCCAUUCACCACCGCAUCUAGCUUUGAUGACCCGGUCUCAGUCGGUGAUCAUUCACUGGCGGCGAGCCUCCUAGGACAUGCAAAAAAGUCGCUAAUUCCAGUCACACAGCUCAUCAAGAAAGGUCUGGUGUUAUGGUGUGCAGAUGCUGCCGCCGCUCGUACCAGCGUGGAUGCUGGUCCCAAGUUCCCUCGCGCUCGAUCUUCAUUGGACGCGGCGCAAGGAAGUAGUAUCAGGUCAUAUGCGUAUCUGAAGAAUGCGCUGGCCGCAGUACCCCAGCUUAUACUGCUUCCUCCAAGUAUAUCUAGCAAGGAGCAAUGUCAAUCUUCCCCAGAUAGAUGGACUCAUUGUUCUUGCGAUUUGGCUGCGGCAUGCCCUGGAUCUUCACCGACAAUGCCUGGUGCCUUCAGAGUGGGCCGAACAAAGAGUCCGAAUCUUCUGGCUCGUGUGUUUACUAAACAAGGCGUACAUUAUAGUUCCUCUACCACUACUCCUACUGACAAGGCCCAUAAUGAUGAAGAUCCUGUUGUGCAGCUACCUGAGAAGACCACGGUGGACAAUGUAGGCAUUGACUUGGCAGAUGGGAGCAAGGUGCCCAUCUUCCGUCUUCUGAGUAGCCUCCGCCAUUCACUAUGA
Molecule: messenger RNA, 702 nt
Organism: Aspergillus nidulans FGSC A4
Lineage: Eukaryota; Fungi; Ascomycota; Eurotiomycetes; Eurotiales; Aspergillaceae
Exons: 5
Coding region: 1-702 (233 amino acids)
Source: RefSeq, a predicted model, not a curated record